AUGCCUCGUAGAGACUCUGACAGCGAGGACUUUGAGGCUGAGCUCGAUGCUGAAGGCUCGAGUGAUGAUGAUCUGGAAACAUUAAGGACGAUCCUAUCUGUUCCUCAACCUGAUGCACCAAUGCACGAAGUUCACAAGGCUCUUGAAACUACUCAACAAGCAUACAAUACACUACGGGUAGAUUUUCGGUCUCUGAAGAAAGACUACCUUACACUUUCAGCCUCGGUUCCCGCACGCAGCCGCAACCGCACACUCAAGAAGACGUCUGAGCUUGACACCAAGAUCACUGCGGAAGGGAAGAAGUAUACAUUAUUUCAUCAUUUCUGGCUUAUCCCUGGCGUCUUCCCAACGACUCCUCAGCCUAACGUCGACCCACAUAGUCCUACACGUUGGGCUUCUCCUGAGGCCAGGCUCAGUGGCACUAUGGCGGAAUUGUAUCAGUGUAUGCCCAAGGAUCUCCACAAGUCCAUGGAAAGAUAUACAGCAUUUGAUUCACUGUUUCAUGCUGCAGUCAGCGCAGAGCGUUCGAACAUCAUUCACGCUAUCAAGAGCUGCGCUGGCAUCAUUUUCUCAGCACUUGAGCUCGACCCAACGCUCUUCGUAUCUCAGACGGAUGUUAGAAAGCGGGACAACAAAACCCUCCUUUGCUUGCUGAAGAAAAAUGGCGAGGGAGAAUAUAUUCGCUUGGCACCUGUACUAUUCGUGAGGCCUGAUGCAAUGACAGCCGAUGUGUUCCUCAAGAACCCCGUCCUCGUCAAAAUUGUUUGUGUCGAGAUAUACGGAAAGAAGGUCCUUUCUGGGAAGAUCAAAGGCCAGAAGGCCAGGGGACAGCGCUUCAAUGUGCAGUGUGUAACUGAAGGACUGAUUGUGGGCGCCGCUGUUAUGGCACAUUUUUUGUUGACGCACGAUCCUGAAUUCACAGCGACUGGUGCAGAGACCAAGAUUAACUACCAAGCCGACUACAACUUCCACCUAGAGCGCCUAUUCAAGCGCACGCCGUGGGCACGUAGUGUCAUGGACUACUUCAACAGGGAGGUUUUUGAUGUCACUCAACAGUCUCGGGUACAAGCCUCCGAUGACUCUCCUUUCAUCUCUCAACCUCGAACAUGGGAGGAUGAUCUUCUUGAUGAGCUUGACGCUCCUACUCAGACAUUGACUCUCACUUCCUUACCUUCCGCUAGCUCGAUAGCGGUCGACGUCACCUCCAGCUACCACAGCUCCAUGUCUGUCCACCAAGGACAAUCCGUGUCUGCAACUGGGCAGCUACAACUCGGCGUCAGUCAGUUAUCACUGGAGAAAGUACCGCCUGCAUCAACAACUCACAGCGCAUCUUCUCGCCAACUUCGAGUGCCAGUUACUGAGCCACCUUUUGUGCCCGAGCCCGAAGAAACCACGCGUGUCACCCGCCAUGGUGGCACCAGAGCAGUUGCUCCUAGUAGGGCCGGAAGGGGGAGGGGGAAGGGGAAGGGGAAGCAAUUAUGA
Messenger RNA from Suillus clintonianus, 1482 nucleotides. RefSeq lists its product as uncharacterized. Lineage: Eukaryota; Fungi; Basidiomycota; Agaricomycetes; Boletales; Suillaceae. The record is from RefSeq and is a predicted model, not a curated record. The coding region runs from base 1 to 1482 and encodes 493 amino acids. The transcript is spliced from 5 exons.